This is a messenger RNA of Megalobrama amblycephala (Wuchang bream), 1178 nucleotides long. Its product is annotated as ATP synthase subunit C lysine N-methyltransferase-like. Gene Ontology annotation, biological process: peptidyl-lysine trimethylation; regulation of mitochondrial ATP synthesis coupled proton transport; positive regulation of proton-transporting ATP synthase activity, rotational mechanism. The record is from RefSeq and is a predicted model, not a curated record. Lineage: Eukaryota; Metazoa; Chordata; Actinopteri; Cypriniformes; Xenocyprididae. The transcript is spliced from 6 exons. Gene Ontology annotation, molecular function: protein-lysine N-methyltransferase activity. Gene Ontology annotation, cellular component: mitochondrion. The coding region runs from base 370 to 1005 and encodes 211 amino acids.
CUUUAAAAUAUCUUUUAAGUAAAAACGGCCCAUUUUAGUGUUUUAAACAUAUUAAUAUUUAAAUGUAGCUCAAUAUUGCAGUGGCUUUCAGAGUCUGUCAAUCGUAUCGAUUGAGACUGAGGCGUGUAACGCUGACAGGACGUGUUUCAGUGUGUUCACUGCGGUAUUUACAGCAUUUACAGUCGUUUAAACGCACAGACGGCUCGUGCACCGUGUCGAACACACGUCACGUUUGUUUAGUGACAGUGUAUCAUUUGACACUUGAGACAUGCGCGCGUGCACGAUACGCAUGUUCCAUUUUCACCGGAUUGUUGCAGAAGCGCGACCUCUACUGGCCGCUCAUGUAUCAGCGGGUCUGUUAUCAUCAGUAUGGAGGACUGUAUCGAGGUCAUCCUGGAGCAGCGCAGCUGGUUCAGUCGUCACUGCAGUCACAACGUCACCCUGCUGAUCGGAUCGGCCUUCGCUGGAGUCUACGGACUCUGGGCCGCGUUCUGUAUGCCUGGACUGAGGGUCCCUUUCAGACUAAAGGUGCCAUUUUUACCUUCAACAAAAGAACAAACUGCAAAUGUUAUCAAGCUUCUAGAUGGACGCAAAGGCCGUCUGGCUGACCUGGGAUCAGGCGACGGACGUUUGGUUUUUGCAGCCUCGUCUGUGGGAUUUCAGUGCACGGGGUUUGAAAUAAACUCCAUGUUGUUGGCCUAUUCGAGGAGUAAAGCAUGGUGGAGUGGCAAUGAUAUUCAUUUUGUCAAGAAAGACUUCUGGAAGACUGAUCUGUCCAAAUACAGAAACGUGACCGUGUUUCUGGCUCCUGCAGUGAUGGGGGUUCUGGAAGAGAAGUUGUUAAAGGAGCUUCCUGAGGAUGCCAGAGUCAUUGUGUGUCGUUUCCCUUUUCCUCGCUGGCCUCACAGCUGCACUGCUGGAUCUGGACUGAACCAGGUCUGGGCUUAUGAUGUUCACACUGCUAGAGAAUCAUCCAGAACUUCUCCUCACCAGCGACAGGCCUGAACAGCUACUGCUCUCGCUUCUCAAAUGUGACAAAUAUGCCACAUGCAACUCAGAAAUCAGAAUAUUCACCCUCUUAUGGUCAGUGGUCCUGAUGUGUGACUGCAGAACAAUUCAUUUCUAAAGCUUUUUACAGAGUAUUGGAUGUGUGAUGUUAAAUAAAUUGUUUUCAGUCA